AUGGCGAAUCCGGAGGCCAGCAAGCCGCCGGGACCGGACGAGGCGGCGCCGGAGCGGCGAGCUGACGAGCCGGCGCGCACGGACGGCGCCGGCAACACCCCUCCCCCGCCGUUCCUGGAGGUGACCUGCAGGAGCUCCGGCGAGGUGCGGCGGUUCGCGGCGGGGACGACCGCCCGGUACGCGCUGCACGCGGUGAACCGCAAGCUGGCCCCCGGCGCCCCGGCGGCGCUGCACGUGGAGGCGGCCAAGGAGGGCGAGGAGCCCGUGUGCUUCGGCCCCACCGCGCCCCUCGCCGACUACGGCCGCGGCUGGCGCCUCCAGACCGUCACCGAGCAGGACGCGCCGGGCGCCCAUCACCACGCGCACCACGCGCCGCCGCACGGAGACGGGGGGAAGGGGGCUCGCGAGAGGGAGCUGCUGAGGAAGAAGGGCUCCUCCGUGUACCUCGCCAAGAUCGGGCUCGCCUUCGUCUUCCUCUUCCUGCUCGGCGGGCUCUUCACCUACCUGCUCGAGACCAUCCCCGACAUGAUCCUCGCCUCCACUCCUCCUCAGUCCAUGUAG
Molecule: messenger RNA, 561 nt
Organism: Triticum turgidum subsp. durum (durum wheat)
Lineage: Eukaryota; Viridiplantae; Streptophyta; Magnoliopsida; Poales; Poaceae
Source: the annotation of a GenBank genome assembly